UUCAGCUGAAACAUUAACCAAUACAGAUUGUUAACUGAAUAGUUUAGUUGCAGAAUAUCAAUUAAUGUAGAACUUACCAUACAACCCUCCAGAGUUUUAAAAUCUUAGACAUUAGUAUAUGCAGUCAGAGUUAAGAGUGCAUGCUAAUAUUUGCAUGUGCUACUCAUGCUUCACGCCUAAUUUAUAUAGGAAGACACCAAACUGCAAUUUUGAUCAAUUGAUUAGGUGAUGAUGCUUUUUCUGAUUCGAUGCAUAGAGAUACCCCGAGAGAGAGGGCCUUAAGUGCAGGUCACUAUCCGAAAAAUGGACAGAUGGUGAAAAUAUCGUGGCAAGCAAAUCCUACAUGCUCAAUAUGCAAAUAUCCUGUUUAGUCUUUUCUUUCUUUUUUUUCUUUAGCUCCCCUCCUUUUCCUGCUAUAUAAAGGAACUUAGGGCUCUCCACCAUCCAUACUAAACCUGUUCUGUUUUCGUAUUGCAACUAUAUAAUAUGGAAUAUGCUAACUUGCGUCGACAGGCAGCUUCUAUGAAGAAAAAUCUCUUUGAUCAGGGGUAUUUAGAUGAGCAAUUUUAUCAGUUGGAAGAGUUACAGGAUGACUCUAGCCCUAACUUUGUGGAAGAAGUCGUUACCUUGUUCUUCAGGGAUUCGGCUAGACUAUCGUCCAACAUUGAGCUAGCUCUGGAGAAGCAACCUCAAGAUUUCAACAAGCUGGAUAUUUACAUGCAACAGUUGAAAGGCAGUGGCUCCAGCAUUGGUGCUUCUAGGAUGAAGAAUGAAUGCACAACCUUUAGGGAGUACUGCAAAGCAGAAAAUAUUGAAGGAUGCGUGAGAUCGUUUCAGAAACUGAAGAGGGAGCAUACCACUCUUAGACAGAAACUGGAGUCCUAUUUUCAGUUGUUAAGGCAGGUUGGACCUACCGAAAGAGCAACUCGCCCGGGCGUGUGAGAUCAGUUUGCAGGAUGUUUUGCUACAGCAAAGAAUAUUCUAUCAAUAGUCUUUUGGAAUAAAUGUAACUUUUGAUUUCAAUAAAAAGUUGGAUAAACUUCCAAUACCA
This is a messenger RNA of Ananas comosus (pineapple), 1051 nucleotides long. Its product is annotated as pseudo histidine-containing phosphotransfer protein 5-like. Gene Ontology annotation, molecular function: histidine phosphotransfer kinase activity; protein histidine kinase binding. The record is from RefSeq and is a predicted model, not a curated record. The transcript has 6 exons. Gene Ontology annotation, biological process: phosphorelay signal transduction system; cytokinin-activated signaling pathway; phosphorylation. Gene Ontology annotation, cellular component: nucleus; cytoplasm. NCBI's taxonomy places the organism in Eukaryota, Viridiplantae, Streptophyta, Magnoliopsida, Poales, Bromeliaceae. Bases 487 to 942 code for a protein of 151 amino acids.